AUGGAUUCCCGUUCCACAAGGUAUCGAUCACUCGAUGCAAAGGCUGUUGAGCCGCCUCCCAGAGUCAGGGAACGGCACAAUUCGGCCCCCACAGUUGAUCGACGCAAAGACCAGCACCAAAGGCGUCCCUCCGCCGUUAUCAAACCCUCAGAUGCCAGCCACCGAAGCUCGAAACCCCAUGCCCGGGUCGACUCUUUGACUUCUCCAGACCGUGGCACAAACAACCGACGCUCAGAUCGCUCCCAACUUUCUGGCUAUUCCCUCGAGGCGAAGCUCCCGAACAAGGCAAGUGACUCGGAGUCGACCUCGUCCAUCAACUUGCUGGUGCUGGGCUCUCGCAACUCGGGAAAAACCACCUUUAUUCGAAACUCCAUUGGUAAAGAUCGGUCUCGUACCUCGAUUGAAGUUCGCAUCAGAGACAGGAGCUAUCAGAUCCAAUUCUUCGAGUUGCUCUUCGACGAUGUCGACUUCAGUAGCGAGCGAAGAAUCGAAUGGCCUACAUACAUAAACGGGGCUCCUCUGCCCGAGAUUGAUGGUGUAUUUUGCCUAUACGACGUCUCUGACAAGGAAAGCGUCGCCGACGUCCCGGCCGCACUGACUUCCAUGACCAAUACCGGUGUGCCUUGUAUGCUUGUUGCCGCCAAAUGCGACGUCAAGAACGAAGCCCGUCAAAUCAGUCCACGUUUCCACGAGACCAUCCGUCACAAUCUUGCCAAGGUUGCCAUUGCCGAGAUUUCCAUCAGAUCCCCAGAGAACACCAAGCAGUGUUUUCUUGCAAUGAUUCAUCGAGUCAUUGCAUCUCCUCGAGCGUCUAUUCGAGCAAGCAAGUCAUCAUACACUUCCACCGAGUCUGCAAACAGUCAGCGCGUCCUCUCAAGGGACCCUUCACCAAAGUCGGCUCGAAGCAGAAGCCGAUCCAAUAGUCGAUUGCAAAUCUCCAAGUCCAAGGAGCUACUGCUGAAUCUUUCAGUGCGACAAGCACUUGUCGAGUCCGAGAACGAAUAUAGUCAAUCUUCUGAGACGGAGGAUGUAGCUCCAGCCAGUCGCAAGGCCAAACUCAGACUGGACACGACAGCUGUUUCCCAACCUCAGCGCCGUCCAGCAGGACCCCACACGCCAAUAUCUUCUGGUGAUUUUACCGGCAAACUCGUAUCUUCUCUUGAGACUUCAACGACAGCAGUUCCCGAAACGCCCGAUUCCUACUAUGUAAAAUCAAUGCUGCGUCCCGAAUCGACAUCUACCGUUGACAGCCGGGCGUAUCAAACCUUCCUCAACAUGGACGAAGACUCACAUGACCUCUCACCUCGGACGGAAGUGGAAGCUUUGUGCCCUCCUUUGGGCGGUCUCAAAGUUGAGGAAGGUUCAAACGUAGAGCGCGGGGUCCCCUUCCAGGAACUGGUCGACAAACUCCUCUUGUUGCCUGCGAGCAAAACGGAUUCCAAAUUUGUCCCGUCUUUUUUGUGUCUGUACCGAGCCUUUGCCACUCCACAAAAACUGCUCACCGCCAUUAUCGACCAAUUCAUGAAGGUGGAACAGAGUAAGAUGGUUCACUUCUCCAAAGUCGCAGAGAUGCUUCGAUACCUGCAGGUAUUGGCUCAAUGGACUGCCACCUACCCCGGGGAUUUUUCUCCUGGCCCUGCUCGUGAUAUCGCCAUCCCCUUUGUGCAAAGUAUUGAAAAGAGCAAGGUGUUCGCCCCAGCUGCCAGAGAGAUUAGUAACAACCUGGACACCAUCAUUCCUGACGAAGACUUGGAUUGGGCAUUUGAUGAUUUACCCUCCUCAUCAAGUAAGAAGAGUGGCGCAACUAUUCACCACAAAGCAAGUAUAUUGUCGUCCGCUUCAACCCUGGUUCCUUCGCCGAGCACGGAGAAUAUGACGAGGUCAAGUCGUAAGGGACGACGAGAAGAAGACGACAGUGAGGACGAUCGUGACGGGACAACUUCAUCUGCACGCGGAUCCAAUGUGCCUUCAACGUCUUCCAGCAUGAUGAGAUCAAGUAAUCCCUCCAGUCAAUCCUAUGCAAACUUUGUACAAUUGGAAAAUGCAAAACUGGAAGCAGAAAGAUACAGGCCCGUACCCCGUUUUCGUCUCAGCAAAUUUCAGUGGCAUCUCUUUAUGGAAAGCACCCUCGAUGACCUUGCUAGGGAAAUUACACGGAUCGAUUGGACAGUGUACUCGGCAAUCAGGCCCCGGGAUUUUGUUCGGCACGUCUCUAUUUCCACCUCGCAGAAAAGGAAAUCCAGCUCGUCCGACAACAUCGGCGCCAUGGUGAAAAAUUUCAAUCAUUUGGCGUUAUUUGUGUCCGGCAUGAUCCUACUCCGGGACAAGCCAAAGCAUCGAGCAAGAGCUUUGGAGAAAUUUAUGGCACUCGCGUGGAAAGUGAGGCAACUGAACAAUUACAACUCCCUUGGCGCUAUCGUGGCGGGUAUCAAUGGUCAUGAGAUUGCUCGUUUGGGUGCCACCCGAGAUCUGAUACCGGCAGAGGUCCAGAAGCAAUUUCUGAGACUGACCAUUCUUAUGGGGAUAUCAAGAUCUCACGCCGCAUAUCGCAUGGCUUGGGACAAUUCUCCGGGUGAACGGAUUCCGUUUCUCCCCCUUGUACGACAAGAUCUUACCAUGGCGGCUUCAGCAAACCAGACAUUUAUCGGGACCAACGUCAACUGGAAGAAAUUUGAGAUCAUGGGAGACGUCAUUGUUGGCAUCCAACGAAGUCUCGAAAAUCCCUACAGCUUCCCGCCAAGAUCCGUUCGUACUGAUGAGAUAACGAAAUUGAUCUUGGAAACCAAGAUCGUUGAAGAAUCAGAGGAUUCUGCAGACCCACGCAGCGAGCUAUACGACCGAAGUGUACAGGUUGAACCACAACAGGCUGGGGGGGAUCCUAGAAAAAAGUUCGAAUGGUUACGGCGUUAA
Fonsecaea erecta is the source of this 2910-nucleotide messenger RNA. RefSeq lists its product as hypothetical. Gene Ontology annotation, biological process: positive regulation of GTPase activity; Ras protein signal transduction. The record is from RefSeq and is a predicted model, not a curated record. The coding region runs from base 1 to 2910 and encodes 969 amino acids. Gene Ontology annotation, cellular component: plasma membrane. The transcript has 5 exons. NCBI's taxonomy places the organism in Eukaryota, Fungi, Ascomycota, Eurotiomycetes, Chaetothyriales, Herpotrichiellaceae. Gene Ontology annotation, molecular function: guanyl-nucleotide exchange factor activity; GTPase activity; GTP binding.